AUGAAAAUCCAGAGGAACAAAAUGAGCCAGAACAGUCUCAUACAACAUGAUGUCGAAGAGUCCUCAACCAUACAGCCUGAUGUUGACAUCAUUUCAAACGAGUUAGAAAGUCUAACCCUUGAUUCAAAUAUACAAACAAAAACUUGCAAAUCAGGCACUCAGACAGAGUUACACUAUCUUUUUCAUAAAUGCUUGAGUAAAGCGCCAUUUGAUGCUGAUGAUAUGCAAAAAAACAAUAAAGUAUGGUUCUACACUGGCCUAGUUGAAGCUAGUAUUCUUCAAAUUCUGUUCAAGCACAUAUCUCCCUAUGUUGUACACAAAUCACAAUCUUUGAUGAAAUUUCAAGAGUUGGUCAUGGUAUUGAUUAAACUGAGGCUCAAUGUCCCAUUUCAAGACUUGGCAUAUCACUUUGGUGUUUCUGUUUUAACAUUCUCGAGAACAUUUACUUCAUGGAUCAGGGUCAUGGAUAGUUGCCUUUCAAGGCUGAUUUACUGGCCAGAACAAAAGGAAUUGUGGAACACUAUGCCAAAACGUUUUCUGUUUUUGUUUGGGAAUAGAACUGUCAUUACUGACUGUUUUGAAAUAUUCAUUGAGCAUCCUACCGACCUUCUAGCGAGAGCACAAACAUUCUAA
Molecule: messenger RNA, 633 nt
Organism: Pocillopora meandrina
Lineage: Eukaryota; Metazoa; Cnidaria; Anthozoa; Scleractinia; Pocilloporidae
Source: the annotation of a GenBank genome assembly